Molecule: messenger RNA, 1404 nt
Organism: Clonostachys rhizophaga
Lineage: Eukaryota; Fungi; Ascomycota; Sordariomycetes; Hypocreales; Bionectriaceae
Source: the annotation of a GenBank genome assembly
AUGGCUAAAUGCGAGACUUGCCCUAAAACGUUUGCUACUCAGGAAGCAUGCAAGCAGCACAUGGCUGAAAUGGGCCAUAGAAAACCAAGGAAGAAAUGCGAUCAGUGCAACAAGUUGUUUCAAGAUCGGAGGGCAGCAGAAGCGCACAUGACACAAGUCGGGCAUUGGAGCCCCAAGAUUCCCUGUCAAACCUGUGCGGUCAAGUUCAUGACGCACCAAGCAGCAAAGGAACACAUGGCAGACAAGGACCACUACAAGGACUACUGCAAACCCUGUGAUACACGUUUCCCCAAUGAAAACGAACUGAAAAUGCAUUUCAGUUCAAAAGCUCACCGUCGCACGCAAAAGCCUGAUCCGGGAAAUGUAGAGAACCUUAUCAGAACUCAAUCUAACACAAAAGACUUUUCAAGCAAUGGGGAAAUAAUUACUAGUUUGAACCUCAAACGUGCCAUAUCAGGCACAACUACUAACGAAGAGUCUCCUGAGCCCAAUGAUUACACUGUAGGAUGGGUUUGUGCGUUACCGACGGAGAUGGCAGCAGCUGAAGGAAUGCUUGAGAAAGUCUACCAAGCUCCCCCACAACACAGGCUAGAUGAGAACAAUUACGUUCUUGGCCAGAUUGCGCACCUGAAGAUCGUCGUAGUUUGUCUACCAUCUGGGGUUUUAGGUACAACGCCCGCGGCUGUGGCAGCAGGACAAAUGCGCCAAACCUUUCCUGCAUUGAAGCACUUUUUGCUGGUGGGUAUUGGGGGCGGUAUGCCGAGCACAAACUCUGACGUGCGCUUGGGAGAUGUUGUCAUCAGCCAAAAGGUCAUCCAGUAUGAUCAUGGCAAAGCUGUUCCAGGCAAUAACUUGGUACUGACGGGCCAUUUGAAUCACCCGCCGGCCAUCUUACUCAAUGCCGCUUCACGCCUUGAAAGUCAAGAAGUUACAGGGUCACCUGAACUAGUGUCUUCGGUCUUAGGACACUUAGCUCGUAUGCAAGCCAAAUACCCCGAUUCAGAAUACAAUUGGUCAUAUCCAGGCGUUGAGAAAGACCAGUUGUUCAAUAGCGAUUAUGAUCACGAAGGAAACAACCCCACCUGCGUGGAAUGUGACCCAGCCCGGUUGCAGUUGCGCCUACCACGUGUGAAGACACGGCCAAAAUUUCACUACGGAACGAUAGCAUCCGCUAACAGAGUCAUGCGCGACGGUACUGCUCGAGAACGACUCCGUAAGGAAACCGACGCACUGUGUGUCGAAAUGGAAGCGGCUGGGCUUAUGAAUAACUUUCCAUGUUUGGUUGUUCGUGGUAUUUGUGAUUACGCUGAUUCCCACAAGAACAAGGACUGGCAAUUACAUGCUGCGGCGAUAGCAGCUGCGUAUGCUAAGGAGCUGUUGUCUAUUAUACCAAAGCACACAUAG